Molecule: messenger RNA, 2435 nt
Organism: Brienomyrus brachyistius
Lineage: Eukaryota; Metazoa; Chordata; Actinopteri; Osteoglossiformes; Mormyridae
Gene: foxh1
Product: forkhead box H1
Exons: 4
Coding region: 297-1766 (489 amino acids)
Biological process (GO): regulation of DNA-templated transcription
Molecular function (GO): sequence-specific DNA binding; DNA-binding transcription factor activity
Source: RefSeq, a predicted model, not a curated record
AAAGCCAAUCAGAAGCAUACGUCGGGGCCACGACGACGUGAUUAGAAGUGAGAUUCAGCUGGGGAGGUCAAUGAAGCAUUUAGACAUUUUUGCCCGCCCGGGGGAUUUUUGUCUCGUUGUUCCUUAAACAACUCGUACCUUUGUUAUAUUUUUGUGUGCCAUAUGAGGCGUCGUGCAACACUUUUUUUUAACGAGUCGAGUGGAGCCAGCAGUCUGCCAGCGGUUAAGGACCGACACCCUUCUUCCUCCUCCAGUGCGGUUCCACGGCAGCCCAAUUUGCCCCCCUGUUCAUCAGCAUGACAAAGCACUGGGGGGGUCAUUGCACGCUGGCACCACCCGUCACCGCAUACCGUCCCACUAGUCUAGAAACGAAAGAGGACCAUCACCUUGGUUUCCCUUUAGACAGCAAUGCACACUCAAGGUACCCCCAGAACAGCAUAGUGCUGAGGUCCCCGGCCCCACACUGGAAUAACUACCCAAGCACCUGGCCGGCUCAGGAGCCCUCCUGGUCGGAGGAUCUGCGUGCUUCUGCAACAGCUAUCAGGGUCAAGGCAUCCAUGGACCCGGCGAUGCCCGAGGCCUACGACCGUCACCCGGCCUCGUAUUACACGGCUCCUGCGAGUGAAGAUGCGCAAGAAAGUCACCGUACCACAUGGGACCAAGAGGAAAACGCCAAGAACAGCAGCAGGAAGAAGAACUACCAGCGUUACCCCAAACCACCGUACUCGUACCUGGCGAUGAUCGCCAUGGUUAUCCAGAAUUCCCCGGAGAAGAAGCUCACCUUAUCACAGAUUCUUAAGGAGAUAAGCACACUCUUCCCAUUCUUUAAGGGAAACUAUAAGGGCUGGAAGGAUUCUGUACGACACAAUCUCUCUUCGUACGACUGCUUCGUUAAGGUACUGAAGGAUCCUGGGAAACCGCAGGGGAAGGGUAACUUCUGGGCUGUGGAGGUGAGCCGGGUGCCCCUGGAGCUGCUGAAGAGGCAGAACACAGCUGUUUCCCGUCAAGAUGAGACCAUCUUUGCUCAGGACUUGGCCCCAUACAUCCUACAUGGCCAUGAUCACAAGGAGACUACGCCCCCUCUGUCCACUAGGGCGGCACCACCACCUCUGGAGGAGGUAUACCGGCCCAAGCUUGAUUCCUCCUUUGCUAUCGACUCGCUUCUGCACAGCCUGCGGCCUGCCAGCUUGCCUGGGGAGGGGGAUAGAGUUACGGAUAGCUGGAGGGGGCACCCCCAGGCCCCCAGGUACUCCUCAUCUGCCCGCAGUGCCUCUGCAAGCUCCGUUAGCCCCGCUUCUUCCUCCUCAGAUGACGACUGGAGGGUAGGUUCCCACCCUGGUAAACGCAGACCUGACGGGGACGGUUACGCGGACUGCCACCCACCCAUGCACAAGUCCUCCAGGAGGAGUUCUGCCCUCCCAUGGGAACUUCCAACUUCCUAUGCCAAGUACGCACCCCCUAAUGCAGUGGCCCCACCCAGCAUGCGCUUCAGUGGAGGCCCCUUCUUGCCCCUUGGGGGGCUUCCGUACUACAGCUACCGGGGCCCGCCGGCUGCACCUGGUCACUAUGUAGGCCACUCCUAUUGGCCCCUCCUCCCCAGCGGGAGUGUCCCCCUGCAGCCCCCGCCCCUUUUGAUGGACCUGGACCGGCUGCUGCAAUCGGUGCCUCCCAAUAAGAGUGUAUUUGAUGUCCUCAGUCCCACCAGUCCCCAACCUCACCCAACACAGGGGCAGUAUGGCAUGCAGACUCGAUACCCUCAGUAUUAGUUAAUGGCCAAAGACCCCCCCCUUCCCCAAAAAAAAACUCCAUCUUCUCAAGUGUGUUGUGCCUGGUGUGCUGUGUUGUAAAUAUCAGUCCUGUGGAAAUGAUUCUUUGUAACGUUAAUGGGGAGCAUGCAAUUGAUCAUGCACUGGCUGUCAUUUGCACUAUUUUUUUUUUGUUCCUUUUAUCUAUUGUGCUGCUUUUGAGAAGUUUUAUAAAUGUUGCCUAUCAGCUACACAUGAUUUAGGAAAGCUUAAAACAUCUUUUGGUUCUCUCUGCAAAGACUUGUGUGUGUGUGUGUAUAUUUUUUUAAUUCUAGAAGCUAAAUUCAAGUGUUUGAGUUUCAUUACAAGAAUAUUGGAGUGAACAGGGUUUUUAAUUAUUUCGAAAGAAUUUUUAUUUGAAAACAGGGUAUCUGAGAGGGCAGUUUCACAUCCUUCAACAAAGCCGGUGUUAAGAGGGCAGAUUCCAGGCUGUUUUUCCUGUUGGGCUGCGUAUAUUCGUGUCAUUCAUUUUUCUAGCAGUUGUUGACUUAAGUGGUUCUGUUGUCUGACCUCUGGCAUUUCUGUAAAAUUAGUGCACAAUCUGGAUUAUGUAUGUGCUUACAGAAUGGGUCAGGUCUGUAAGCACAGAAGAAAAACAUAAUAAAUUCAGUGAUCAGGUGUGUAAAUUCA